Stylonychia lemnae is the source of this 1449-nucleotide messenger RNA. Lineage: Eukaryota; Ciliophora; Spirotrichea; Sporadotrichida; Oxytrichidae. The record is from the annotation of a GenBank genome assembly.
AUGGAAUGUUGCAGCUGCUUUUAAAAUGACAAAAACAAGAAUCUCAGGAAAAAUACCAAGAGAGCUAAUAGACCCAAAUCACAAUGGAUACAGGAUAAUAUUAGGGGAUCUGAUUAGAUUAAGGAUGUGAGUAAUAUACUUGCUCAUACUUCUUAUAUUUCUCCUCGAAACGAUAAUAAUUCUCAAUUUCAUAUUGCUACAAGCUCUUACGAUGGAGAAAAAAGUUGGAUUCAAGUAGAAUAUCCUUAUGACGCACCUCUAUCACCUAAAUUUAUUCAAGAUUCGCCUUAGAGAAAAUAGAGGAAGCAAGUAUCAUAGAAAAUAUAGUAGAAUAUAAAAUCACCACAAAUGCUAAAAAAUCAAUAUCACAUCUCGGCUGAUAUUAUUAAUAGCCCUCAUUUCCUACUUAAACAAGUAAAAUCAGUUGAUAUCUCAGUAAUAACCCAACUAUAGACUGCAGAUGGAGAAAAAUAUCUUGAUUACCUCUUCAAAGAAAGAAUAUCAAAUAAGCCUCUAUAUAUCAAAAUUUUGCUUCUUGAAAUGAAGAUGCUGAUGUCUCAGAUGGAUCUAAACUUAAUGAAUCUAUAAUCACUUUUUAAUAACCUUGAGAUUUUGAGCACCAACUUCUUAGUAGGAAGUAGUAAAUAUAUGCAAUAGUUUGAUGUAACCAUAAAUAAUGAGAGUAAUAUGAAUCUUAUGGAGUCAGAGCUAGAUAACAGUCACAUUCUACCUAGAUUCACUCCUCCUAUUUCAAAUAAUUAACACCUAAAUACACUUGAGGCUUUGCAUAGUGACUAAAAUACUGUAAUACAGCAUAAUAAUCACCUGUAAGCAUCGCAAAACAUCAAAGAGUUAAGUUAUGGAAUGGAAUCAAAUAGGAACUUAAAAGGUGAAAAUUAAUGUCAGACUACCUAAGAGUAAUCUUCUUCAAGACCAUAAACAGUUAUUUUAAAGCAUAAGCUUGAAAAGCUCAAAGGAUUUUCUCUAUAUGCAUAAAUGCUUUUAGUAGGGGAACCAAUUAAAAAGGCUUAAACAGCUUUGAAGCAUCCUCAAAAUCAGACUACACAUUUGGACACUGAGGAUCGCACUAGUUUCAACAAUACUACAGCUAAUAAUUUCACUGCCCUCUAGACUGGAGGUUAUCCUAGCAACUUAAACUAGCCAACAUAUAACAAUAAUAUCUCUAACUUGUUUACGAAUUCAGGCAAUUAUCCUGAUCAGAAUCAAACAGUAUCAAUGGGUCAUAGAUACGUAUCAGCUGAUGAAGUGGCAAAGAUAGAUAAGUAAGAAUGCUUGAAAAUGAAUAGUGAAAUGAUGAAAGCAAUGAUUGAAAGGAAAAUGCGCAAGAAUAGAAGUUACUAUGAACUCAGAGUUUUGAAUGAAGAUGGCUCUGACUCUUUACCACCAAGAACGCCUCUCUAGCUUGGACAGUAUAAUUAAGAGAGAUGA